AUGAUCAGAAAGGCAGGGCCUCCGAUCUGGAAGGAUCGUGCGUGCGUGAGGGGCUACCGAGAUCUGCAUGCCUACAAGUUACUUCUGAAACCUCAACUUGGACUAACCCUACCUUCUUCCAGUGACGAGGGUGGAAGCAGCAGGAGGACCCCAAGCCCAGUGAGGUUCUUUGCAGCAGAUGUGGGAGCUGCCUGCCCCGCUUUGCUUCAAACAUGCUCUUACCUCCUGGAGAGUUCCACUGCCCUCCUGAUGGAGAGGAGAGGGCAGCCGGGCAUCACCUCAGAAUUAAUGAGACCUCCAAUUACAUUCAUUUGCUUCAAGGAAUUGUACCCCGCAAUGACCCCCCACAUUUCAGAGUCUUCCCACCUCCUUCAUGUUCCUCUAGACAAUGUAGCUAAUUAUAAGAAAACCAUCGCCAAGAAGGACAAAUGGAAGAGACCUCAGAAGAAAAUCAUAAAGGAUUACCACUUCUGCAACCCCGGGGGUCUGGUCCAUGAACCCCACAUUGGCAGCCCGCUUCGCCUUCCCUGUGACCUGAUGGAGCAAAACUCCGCCUGUGUUCUGGCCACCGCUGCCGCCGAGAUGAGAGACAAGACAUCACUAAUCAAAACUAACCCAUGCCAUUUUUUCAACUCUUCUAAUCUUAAUUGA
Rangifer tarandus platyrhynchus (Svalbard reindeer) is the source of this 651-nucleotide messenger RNA. The record is from the annotation of a GenBank genome assembly. Lineage: Eukaryota; Metazoa; Chordata; Mammalia; Artiodactyla; Cervidae.